GCCACAGCAAUGCAUGAUGGGGCUGAGUGUAGCACUGUGGUGUAGCAUAACACAAGAGCAAAGAUAAAUUAAGUUAAUUGUUCCAAUUCAAGUUAACGCCAACACAAUUGAAAAUACCGAGCAGUAGAAAACACACUUUGUUUCUGUAAAUUUCCCGGAACAGGCGACAGAUAAAUGGUCAGCAAAAUAAUCGUUGUUUGAGGCUAUUUUUCCACCGUAGACUCAGAGUGCAAGUGUCUUUCUCUGCAGAUGUUUAGUGGCUAAACCAUAGACUGUAAACAUUACACGCACUCAGGGCAUCACCCCGGCAAUGCUGAGACACCUGAGAGUCAAACAACCCACUGAGGCCGCCAGGAAGAUCAAAGACUGUGUACCUGAGGGAGCCUCUAUCCAAGAACACCAAGACAUGGAGACAGACAGUGAACACUUCUGCUCGGUGGAAGUGGCACUGGAGGAUGGAGACUCUGACAACCUCACCAUGGGGAAUGAAGUAGAAGUUAAUUCUGCUAUCAGUGGCAUCCUGGGGGCUGAACAUGCACAACAAAUGACAAAUGAAAACACGGUGAGUGACUUUAUUGUCACCCGUAGACGGAGUAAGCGCAGCGUGAUCUGGAGGCACUUUGAGUCCUUGGAGAGUUCGUCUGCCGCUCGUUGCCGCAUUUGCACGAAGAAGUUGCAGUGCUUUGAAGGCGGCACCACCAGCAACCUGCAUCGACACAUGUCUAAGAGACACCCGUUGGAGUUUGCACAGCUUUUUUCUAACGAGCAGAACCCACAGCCGUCCCACUCAUCAGAUGCUGUUGAGGACACAUCGACACAACCAGAGACGGUCAGGGUGACGGAGAAGAGAGAAUUUCCAGAUGUUUCAAUGGAGGGCGGAGACUCAGGCAACCUCAACACAACGAUUAAUGCCGAUAUCAAUUCUGCCAUUAAUGGAAUCCUGGAAGCUGCACAAGGCGGUCCAAAAGAACGAUUUACACAUUUAGAGCUGAGCGGUGACCACCCUAUGACUCGUAGACGGAGUAAACGGAGCAUGAUUUGGAGGUACUUUGAACGCCUGGACAUUUUGGAUGCAGCUCAGUGUUGCAUUUGCAUGAAGAAAAUACAGUGCUUUGAAGGCGGCAGCACCAGCAACCUUCAUCGACACAUUUCAAAGAGACACCCGGACGUGUUUUCACAGCUUUGGAAUGAUGGGCAGAACCAAAGUGUUAAUGGGGACACACCACCAGAGCCUGCUAGAGCAACAAGGAAGAGCCCAUGUUCAGGUGUGUUGGCGUUUUCGAGAGCCUCUGAAGGAGAGCUGCGUGUGUUGAGGGGGGAGCGGGAGCUAGUAGAAGCUCUGAGGAGAGCGCAGAGGGAGGAGGCUCAAGCUCUGCUACAACAGAGGGAGCUGAUUAAGAAGCUGCGUGCAGCGAAUGCCAGGGAGGCAGCUGCAGAGAGGGAGCAAAUUGAGUCAUUGAGGAAAACACAGAUGGAGGAAGCUAAAGACUUGAGUAGACAGAGAGAAGAGCUUCAGAAGGAAAAGGUAGAGCUGCAGAAGAAACAGGAAGAGCUUCAGCAGCAAAGCUAGGGAUGCAUUUUGUUUGACCUCCUGUGUCUAUUAGAUCAAACAACUGGACAGACAUGUUGCUAUCAUCACUGACUUCAGACUUUCUACAAAGUUAUUCAGGACUGAUUUCAAACUUCAAUAAUGUAGAAAAAUGUAAAUUCCACUAAACAUUUGUUACAAACAAUGAAAUAAAUGUAAAUAAAAAUGGA
Molecule: messenger RNA, 1758 nt
Organism: Labrus mixtus (cuckoo wrasse)
Lineage: Eukaryota; Metazoa; Chordata; Actinopteri; Labriformes; Labridae
Exons: 4
Coding region: 311-1570 (419 amino acids)
Molecular function (GO): DNA binding
Source: RefSeq, a predicted model, not a curated record